GGGCAGAUCAGGAUAUGGGGCGUAAGCGGGUCUCGGCGACACCUCUCGCCUGAGAACGAGCCGCUCGAUCUGGGCAGCAGGCGAAUCCUCCCCCGCUGCUCGUCGCGCUCCGGACCUCCAGCGAGGAGUGGAGUGGGGCGGGAUGGGGAGGGGCGGCCUUGUGGAUAUAAAAAACGGGCGUUUUAGCGCAUCAUAUCUUAACGGUGUCAGUGUAUUUAUUGCCCUGCACCCAGGACGGUCGCCUGUCUGUUUUCUCCAUUGUGUGCUGGCUGGAGCCUGAAGUGGGCGUCGCUCCAGGACAGGCUGGGCUGCUCCGGUGCGGCGCUGCCCGCUUUUCUCUUGCAGGACUGCAGCACUGUCGUGUCGUUUUGUAGGUCGAAUGGUGCCUCGGUGAAAGGAUAGUGGCUCUGCUCAGACAUUUCCUUUGGUUUUGAGCGUAAAAGAAAUGGCCACAGAGUACUGCGGGUGUUUCACCGUGGGCUUAUCGGGCGCUGCCGAGCCUUUCAGAUGGCACGGGGGUGCAAAUCUGCAUACGAAAGCUUUAACAAUCAUAUUUCUUAUGCCUCAGAAAAACAGACACCAUUCUUCAAAUGAGGUUGAGAAAGAUUGAUUAUUUCUUUUCCUUUGGACUGCAUGUCCAGCUGUAGUCUUUUUAGAUCAUUUUCUACUAGUCGGAUGUGUUUCAUCAUCAGGGGUUCCUUAAACACUUUGAACUCAGCAUACGGGAAUGUUUAAAAGGCAACCUCAGAGGUGGUUCAACACGGCUGACAUCACUGCAUCUCACCAGAACAACCUUUUGAAGCAGCUAAACGAGCAGCGCCGGCAGGAGCUGUUUUGUGACUGCAGUGUGUUGGUUGAGGGCCAGCUCUUUAGGGCUCACCGGAACGUCUUGUUUGCCAGCAGCGGCUACUUCCGGAUGCUGCUGUCCCAGGGGCCAGACGGGCUGCCAGAAACUGUCAACGCAACCUUCGACGUCUUCAGCCCAGAGACUUUCACCGUCAUCCUGGAUUUUAUCUACUCCGGGCAGCUGGAUCUGUCCAGUCACAAUGUGAUCGAGGUCAUGUCAGCAGCCAGCUACUUGCAGAUGAACAGUGUCAUCACAUACUGCAAAAACUUCAUCAAAUCUUCCCUGGACAUUAGUGUAAAGGACGAAGACAGUGACCGCUGCCAUAGCCUGUCUGAGACCUGUUCUUUCACCAGCGGAGCAGGAGAAGAGUCUACAGAGCAUCCGCAGCAAGGCCCCCGCUCCGUCAGCCCACCACCUGCACUUUGGACCCGGGACAAUUCCAGGUCCCAGUCCAGUUUUAUGGGGAAGGAGCCGGAGCAGGAAGGUGUAGUCUCAGCGAUUAAGACUGACCCAAGUAGCCCUGCUAAUGAGCUCAGUGCAGAGACAGAUGACCUGCAUGACCCUCAGGACCCUCUGUACACACUGCCAGGAUCAGAGCGCCGACGUGGGAAAGCAGGGACCAAAAGGAGAGCUCCCAACAGUAUUCGUUCUGGCCAGCAUGAAGACCUGGAUAUUCAAGAGGCGAGAACCCUAAAGGCUGAGAAAGCAGAGGAGCUUUACGCCACACUACCUCCAAUUGUUGGUGUUAUUGGCCACUUUAAUAAAGAUUCCAACCCUGUUAUGCGCUUUAAAUGCCCAUUUUGCACACACACUGUGAAGAGGAAGGCAGACCUGAAGCGUCACCUGCGCUGUCACACCGGAGAGAGACCGUACCCAUGUCAGGCCUGCAAUAAGCGCUUCACCCGCCUGGAGCACCUACGUAGCCACUUUGAGACAAUUCAUCAAGCCAGGAAACUGGUGUGCAGGAAGUGCAAAUGUCAGGUGACAGAGGAAACUGGGCAUGUGGUGUGUGAGGGCACACGCCGCUACCGCAUCUGCACCACCUGUAUCCAGGAGGUGGGCUGUGAUGACAUACCCAUGGACGGUCUGCAGACGCCCAACGAGGAGCCAGCGCUGUUAUUAGGUGUGGACGGUGAGGAGGAGGGCGACACUAAGAGAAACUGGAUGGUGAAUGAUGAAGAUGAUCUCGCUGAAGACUCGGGUGCAGAUCUCAUCAUCCAGCAAGUGGAUGACAGCGAUGAGGAGGUGCAGUGAAGAAGGACCAAACUAUGUGCAGAUAUAUUGACAGUUUGCAUCUCUGUGUUAAAGCAAUGCAAAAAAUAAUAAUAAUAAUAGUAAUAAAAUAAAAUUGUAGCCUGGAGAUGUAAGUUUGUUGGGUGUAUCCAACACAGGAAUCAUUCAUUUUGAACCUGUGGGGAAAACAAAAACUGCUUUUUGUAAAUUUUGCUAAAGUUAUGCAGUAUCCAAAGCAUGCAUUUUUAUUUUUAUUGUUUUGGUUGAGUUGUUGUGUUACAAUGAUUUUAAUAAGUGUUUCUUCAUUUGAAUGCAUGAAAAGACACUAUGUCUUUGCAGAGAUUUGGGACUUUUUAUUAGCAAUGACCCCAAAAUGUUGAUCCAGACUAAAUGGCAGCUUUUAAGGAUUUUUCAAGUUUAAGAAGACAUAAUUUUGUUUUGUGUUUGUCUGAAAGCAAUUUGAUUUCCCUUUUAUUAUAUGCACUAUAAUAUAAUCAAUUA
Messenger RNA from Xiphophorus maculatus (southern platyfish), 2581 nucleotides. RefSeq names its product zinc finger and BTB domain containing 8A (gene zbtb8a). The record is from RefSeq and is a predicted model, not a curated record. The transcript has 4 exons. Gene Ontology annotation, molecular function: protein binding; DNA-binding transcription factor activity, RNA polymerase II-specific; RNA polymerase II cis-regulatory region sequence-specific DNA binding. Bases 728 to 2101 code for a protein of 457 amino acids. Gene Ontology annotation, biological process: regulation of transcription by RNA polymerase II. NCBI's taxonomy places the organism in Eukaryota, Metazoa, Chordata, Actinopteri, Cyprinodontiformes, Poeciliidae.